Molecule: messenger RNA, 1620 nt
Organism: Fusarium pseudograminearum CS3096
Lineage: Eukaryota; Fungi; Ascomycota; Sordariomycetes; Hypocreales; Nectriaceae
Exons: 1
Coding region: 1-1620 (539 amino acids)
Source: RefSeq, a predicted model, not a curated record
AUGGAAAACGAAAACGGAACCGCCACAGCCGAGAUCCUCACAGGCAUAGAGUCCUAUUUCCCCAUAAUCUGCGAUAAGAGCGGCGCGCCCGGCUUAUCACUGUCUGUCACCGCCCGCGGGAAAGACGCCUACACGAAACAUUUUGGCUUCCGCGACGUCGAUGCUCAGAAAGUCCCUGAUGGCUCCACGACGUAUUUCAUCGGUUCUUUAACCAAGGCCAUGACAUCAGCCACUGUAGGCAUACUUGUUGAGGAGGGCAAGCUUGAGUGGUCCACUCGCAUCGCCUCCGUCCUCCCCGAGCUUGAAGACGCAUUCGACGGCCUUGGCUCUCUGUUUACAAUCACCGACCUCUUGUCGCACCGCACUGGUGUCGCUAGAAGUGACGGCUUAUGGUUGCAGCGGGCGGGAAACAUUCUUCUCGACAAGUCGACAGGUAUACAGACUUGGACGGCUCAGCCUCGCGUCCGCCACUUCAGAACCGAGUACCUCUACAGCAACUACGCGUAUGACAUGGUCGGCAGAGCCAUUGAGAAAAUUGAGGGGAAAAGCCUGGGAGCCUGUUUCAAGGAGAAACUCUUCGAUCCACUGGGAAUGACACGAACAUCCGCCUACGACCUUCCGAGCAACAACAAUGCAGCCAAGGCGUAUUUCACUCUUAAAGAUGGCUCCCCGGUUGAGGUGCCCAUUCCGACCAUCUCGGAUCAAACACUCAUGGCAGCAGCUGGAUCCGUCCGAAGCUGCACCGACGAUCUGGCCAAGUUCUACACCAACUUCAUGCACGCUGCCAACCACCAAACUGUCAACGACACGACUUCAACUCCAGCAUCUCCUUUCAAGCAGCUGAAGCACAUACUUCACCCUCACAACCAUCUUGGCGAUGCACCUAUUAGUGAACAGUCAUAUGGCCUUGGAUGGGGUCGAGUUGUGCUACCCGCCGUUCUUGGAGCAUUCAACUACAACAAGCACCUGGUUCAUACCAUGCCUGAAAUCGGUGCAGGAAGUCCAAACCGUUUGACAAUCUAUCACGGAGGGAGCAUGCAGGGAUUUACUUGUUGCGUUUACCUUUUACCCGAAACUGAGACAGCCAUUAUCGCUUUGCAGAAUUCGACGGGCCUUGGUGAUGCUUGCGACUGGAUUUCGCAGAUGAUCAUCAACCAACUAUCAGGACCUGGACGCAAACACAUGAAUUUCAAAAGACUGGCCUACAUGGCUGCCAGGAAAGGCACCAAGUUGGCGGAUUGGAUCAACAUUCACCUGAAGAACCGACGAGGGAAAGGCACAAAACCACUAGAGCUCAAAGCCUACACUGGCAAAUAUUGGAAUCAGCUCCAUAACUUUCAUAUCGACGUCAGCGUCGACGACGAUGGGGAUCUACUCAUGACCUUUCAGGGCAUGAAAGACGAAUCAUACAAGCUAAGACACCACCACCACGACUCGUUCGUCUGGAACUUGUCGCAUGACGAGACAGCGAAGCAAGGACGUUUCCAGACGCGUCCUUGGGUAUCUUACCUGAUUGAAUUUGAUUGCGGGGACGAGUCUGGUGCUGAUGGACUGCGAUGGAAAUAUGACGCAGACCAUGAAUCACCAGCCUUUUUCUCUCUUGAGGAGGGCUCCCGUUGA